Lottia gigantea (owl limpet) is the source of this 7097-nucleotide messenger RNA. RefSeq lists its product as hypothetical. Lineage: Eukaryota; Metazoa; Mollusca; Gastropoda; Lottiidae. Gene Ontology annotation, cellular component: mitotic spindle; nucleus; centrosome. The record is from RefSeq and is a predicted model, not a curated record. Gene Ontology annotation, molecular function: cysteine-type endopeptidase activity. The transcript is spliced from 25 exons. Gene Ontology annotation, biological process: proteolysis; meiotic chromosome separation. The coding region runs from base 1 to 6579 and encodes 2192 amino acids.
AUGGAUGAAAAAUGGAUUUUGAAGAAGUUAAAAUCAAGGGAGAUAAUUGAUUUUGUAGUUCAUUUGCAGGAAUUGUUCCAAAAUGGAAGGAUAAUUAACAAACAACAAGUAAUCUUUGCAGUUCAGUUUUUACAUGGUAUAAAGGAUAUAGUAUUUGAUGGUAUUGUUAAUGAUGAUGUUAUAUUAUCUACUGUAUUGUGUUGUCAGUUUUAUAGAGAAAAUAUACAUGUAGCUAGUGAUGUGAUUAAAGAAUUAUCAGUUCAACAACUUCUUUAUCAUAUUUUUGCUAAAAUUCCAUGGAAGAGCCAUGUUCAGAGAUUAUUUGAAAUAGGAGAAGAAAUGUACUAUUUAUUACAAAUAGUUACUGAUAGAAUCAAGGAAAUCUCUCCAAUAAUACAGAAUACUUAUGGUUUAUUAUGGAAAAUAGCAGGAGAUCUAGAAAAAACUACCGACUUCACAGAUUUUUCUUUUUCUAUGAAAUUGAGAGUUCUAGCUUUAAAGAUACAUCUUUUAAAACCAAAUAUCAUAGUGGAUAUGAUGAACAAAUUGUCCCUAUCAAUUGAACGCUACAGUUCUCUUAUGAAGGCUAAACAAAUGUGUUCUGUGAAAAAACAAAGGGAAAUUCAGAGUACAUUGGAAUUUUUAUUAGAAUUUUAUACUUUUGUGAGUUUGCAUGUAGACUGUACUCAAUGUUCAUGUGAGACCUUGAAAGUACAGAGUCAAAUUCUAAAAUUAUUUGUAAGAUUUGACUUAUUCCAAGAAUGUGAUAGUUAUUUAAGUCAGUGUCAAGUAGAAUUUAAGGACAUGUUGUGUAUUAUUUAUUAUUUAUCCAUACCUUACAACCAUACUAAUUUUGAUGUGGUCAAAUUAGGUGAAGUAUUAGACACCUCCCUACAGCUAGACUUAAAUAAAACAGAACAUUUAGAAAUAUGGACAGAUUUGUUUGCAUUUUGUCAAACACAAAUGAGAAUAACUAAAUUUGUGGAUGCCAAUUUACCUACUGACUUAUUGCGUAAGUUAGUGACUUUUUAUGAUAGAGUGAAAGAAUUAGUAUUACAUGAAUUUAAACAUAUUAACCAACAGUCAAAGACUAAAACAGAUCCAAGAAUUGUUCAAACAGAAAAGAUAUUAAUAGAAAUAGUUAAGUGUCAGAUGUCUUUUUAUCAGAAAGUAUUAGUUCUUUGCGAAGGUGAUGAUAGAAGAGAAAUUAUUGAGAAAGUAAAGCUUACUUGUCAGGGUGACAUCUUACUCUCCAAAUCAUUAUCAGAUAAAUCACUAUCAUCAUUCCAGAAGACCUAUGGUAUUAUACUGGAAAAGUUAGGUUUAUUAUGUUAUAAUGAACAAUUAGAACAGUAUGACAUAUAUUUUACUGAGUUAAGUUCUCAAUUAUUAUUAGCUUACUCUACUGAUGUUAAUAAAGUCAUACAAUCUAGAGCAGAAGAGAUACAUUUAUGGCAGGUAUUUGAGAAUUUAAGUGAAUAUUAUAGAAAAUAUAAUGAAUGGAAGAAAGCUAUAGAGAAUAUUAUAAAAGGAUUAUGUGUAGUUGAUAGUAAACAUAUGGUAUCAUUAGUUAAACGUUGGUUACAAAUUAAACUAGCAGCUAUUGACUCUGGUCAACUAAAAUAUUAUACACUUGAUAUAAGAUGUAUAAGUGUAGAUCCAUUCAAGAUAAAAGAUGAUAUUAUGGUAACUGUACUGAAACAUGAGUUACAAUUACUACAAAAAAAGAAAUGUAGUAUGGUAGAAUAUUAUGUUUUAAAGAAAUUAGUGGAAGUCUCUACAAGUAACUGUGAUAAAGCUUUCUAUCUCAUAUUACUAGCAAAUACAACAUGGCCCUCGGACAUCACAUGUAAAAGAUCAAGUGAAAAAUAUUUAGAAGAAGCUCUAAGUUUAUUUACUGACAUUAAGAGAUAUAGUGGUAUAGACAAAAUUAUAUUGGGUCAGAUAUAUCUAUGGAAAUAUAUACAACUUCAUGAAACCACUUGUCAAAAGUUUUUAUUAGGGAAGAGUGAACCAGUUGUUAUUGAUAAUGAUGAUGCUGAUGAUGAAAAUGAUGAUGAUAAUAAAACCAGACAGUUAUAUAGUUUAAGUGAUGAAGAAGAAAUGAUUAAGUUAUUAGAGAGAUCAGUAAAGUUAUGGUUAGAGGCCUACCAUACACCACUAUCAGAUACUAUACAGAAACACUCUUUUAUAGAAUCACUCAAAUUAACAGCUGCUAUCUACAGAGCUCUGAAAAAGCCAUGUAAAGAGAGUAUUUUGUAUUCUAGCCAUGUAAAGACAAAAAAUAGUAAUAUUUUGUAUUCUAGCUAUGUAAAGAAGCCUUGUGAAGAAUGUAAUGUAUUACUAAUGUUGAAAUCAGUGGUAAAAGGUGAUGAUAUAGCUGUAUUUCAAGCCAAUAUGGAUACAGUAGAAUUAUUAACAUCAUUAGGUCUAUGUGAUACAUCAUUACAUAUAUUAUCAUCAAUACCAUUACCAACCAGUAAAAAUGAUCAAAUACUGUAUAAAAUUCGUCAGAUUGAAGCCAGUUUAUCCAUCAUACAAAAACAGAGUGAAGAAAUGCUAUUGGAGUUAGAAAACAACUUAUCCUCUCAAAAAGAGACCACUGCUUGUUUUCUUCGUGGUACAACUAACAGAUUAUUAUCAACACUAUCAGGUUUUAGUCUAGGUGAUAAUUCUACAGAUCUACAUUAUGCGUUAGAUCAUGGUCAUGAUGCUGUUAGACUUCAUACUAGUGUUAACCAUUUCUUCUUAGAAAAGAAGUCAAAAGCAGGUAGUCCACACCAGAAAUGGAGUAUUAUAAUAGAAGUAUUAGAAUCAUUAUUAAACCUGGUAAAACUCUAUAGAUAUAUUGGUGAUGAUUCUAUGGCUAAGUGUUAUGCUAGAGAAGGUAUUAAAACAGCUCAUAGCCUACUCUUACCACGCUGGUGUCUGUUGUUUAAGUUUGAACUUUGUAGAAUUUACAGUAUAACUUGUUGUUUAAAGGAAGCACAAGAUGUUUUAACAGACAUAGCUUCCAUUCUUUAUUCCAAUAAGGCUGAAAAACCUGGCUUAACCAAACUUGUGUCUUAUAACACCAACACAAAGAAUAUACCACUCAAAGAUAUGGCUGAAUAUCUUCAACGUAAGAGAAGUUUUGCUGAUGAUUGUUUUGGAUUUGAAAGUAUCAGAGAUGCGGGUAUUGAUAGAUUUAGUGUAAGUGAUGUCUCAACUGACCCAUUAUGUGAUGAUAUACCAGACAUUAACUUACCAGACCAUGAUUCUAGUUGUAAGUGCAUCGCUUGUAAAGACAACUCUUUACUGGAUUUAACCAGUAAAUACUGGUUUGUGUUGGCUGAAACUUGUUUUCACAAUAAAUUUUAUCAACAUGCAGAAACAUUUUUAAGGAAGAUCCUCCAAAGGUCAUCUGAGAUACGUCCUAAACUUUUUGAAAAUCUGUUGACUAUUGAGAAGAGAUUGUGUGAAUCAAAUCAAAUGAUGGACAAAGUUCCAAAUGUAUUUAAUGAUAUUCUUUAUGAAAGUUAUUGUUUAUUAAGUGAAUGUUCUGUUUAUUUAAACUCUACUCAUGAAACUCAAGAAAUCUGUCAAAAAGCUUUGGAUAUAUUAGAUUCUGAUGUAAGAUGUAGUGUAGAACAGAAUUUACUCAGAGCUAGAGUUAAUAUGUGUUUAGUUCAGUUACAAAUGAGUGAUCUGAACUUAUUAUCAUUGCAAGAACCAGCACAAUUUGGAAAACUUUUUAAUUCAUCUGAAAACCAUGAUGUGAUCCAAAAUUUGACCUCAAAGUUAGAAAAAUGUCAACUGAACAGCAUUUGUGAAUCCGAUCUAAUGCUGAAGUCAAGAAAACAACCAGUGCGUAAAAUCCAAUUUGAUUCUCCAGAUCAACAAGAUAAGAGUAGAUUAGAUAGCUCACUGCUAAUACCCAUGGAAGAUUCACCUCAUCUUGCUGAUCAUGAAGAUUCAGAUAUAAUACCUCAAAGUCCAAAGAAGAUCUGUAAAGUUUUGUUUGAUACUAAAACUCCUUUAAAAUCUACUACCAAAAAAUCUGCUUUGACAAAGAGAAAAGUUGUUGAAGAAGAUGAUGUUUUUAUUGUAGAAGAUGAAGAUGUUCCUCCAAAACCAAAGGACAAUCUCUCUGCUAAAACACUCUGUGGAACACCCUCAGAAUUAUGUGUGAAACCUAAGAGAUCAGUGAGAAGCAGAAAGCCAAAAACUCAAAAUGAUUAUAUCUGUGAAUUAAAAGGCAAAUCUAGACAUAAACUUGGUUCUAUAAAAACACCAUUAAAAAUAGUAACUAGCUCAGAAGAUGAAAAUGAUACAGAAGUGAAAGAAAAUUGUGAACCAUUAAAUAAGCUUACUAAGACUAAAUGUCAUAUUUCCAGAAAGAUAAAUUCUACCGCUACACCAGGUAUGGCUAAAUUAAAACUUGACGAAGUUGAAACCAGUGUAAAGAAAAGACAAAGCAAAAGAUCUACAAAAAAGACUGUUGUUGAAAUUGGUAACAAUGAAGAAAAUACUGUGGUAAAACCAAUUAAACCGAGCCGUAGUACCAGAAAGAACAAACUAGAAACCCCUCGUAAUCCGACCAAGGUGAGGUCAGGCAGUUCAACCACUCAGGCAGUUGAUGUGUGUUCUCCAAUUGUCAAAGAUGUUUUUAAUUUUGAUGAAGAAGAAUCACCAGUUAAACCUAAACGUAGCACUCGUAAGAAAGAUAUUAAACUUGGUAAAAAGACUAAAUCUCAAGAAAUAGAAACUGAAAGAUGUAAGGAGGAUACCCCAGAAAAACAAUUUAGUAUAGAUUUUGAGACUAUUCAUGAAGUAUCACUGGAUUCGUCACUCCUGGAAGGUGAAGAGGAUUAUGAUAUUGAGAUAUUGAGAGGUAAAACUAGAAGUAGAAUUAAAGAUAAAGGUACACAGUUAGUAGAAAUAUUGAGGUCUGGAGUAGAGGAUGAUGUAAAAAGACAACAGUCGGUGACAAACCCAGAUAAUAAUGAAGAGAUUAUAAAGAAAUUAGAAAUGUCAUACCAACAAGUUUGUCAUUUUCCUUCCAAUCCUUAUUAUCCAGUUAUCUGUAAACUAUUAGCUUUACAAUAUAGAACUCUUUCACCUUAUAAAACAGCAUUUUAUCUGACAGAAUCAGCUGCUGUCACUUUUAGACAUCAGACUUUAAUUGAUAUUGGCAAGAAAAUAAGAAAUAUAAAGAAAGGUAAAGAAGAUAAUAUGACGAAUAGUGAUCAGAAAUUACAAGUUUAUGAUAAUGUACGACAAUCAUUGAUAUUUAAUAAAGAAGAAAAUCAUAUGAUAGACAUGUUAAAUCUUCUACCCUCGGAAUGGACUGUAUGUCAAAUAUCAAUGGUGGAAAUAGCUGGUAAAUCAAGUCAGUUAUUACUAACUAGAUUAACUAAAGACACCAGACCAAUAACAGUUCCUUUACCAGCCUUUAGUACACAACAGGGAAGAAAUUUACUAGAAGAAUUUUCAUUUAUACUUGAAACUAGUGGUGAAACAGUUAAAACUGAUGAUAAACAUGAAUUCUGGAGAAAUCGUCGAAUAUUGGAUGAAAAAAUGCAGUUGUUUCAAGAAGAUAUGGAGAAGUUAUGGUUGGGAUCAUUAAAAGUUUUAUUAUUAGGACAACUAGAUAUAAAUGAAGAAUAUAAACAGUUAGAAAUUAACCUGCUGGAAUUGAUAGAAUCUCUUUCAUUUUCAGAGAAUCAAAAACAGCUUAUACAGGUGAUAUUACCAUUAAGUUAUAAUUUAAAUUGUGUUGAGUUGGCUGAGUUAUUAUCUAUAGUAUUAAACAUCACAGAUAAAGAUUUAUUAAAAACACUAGUAUUAAAUAUACAAUCUAUCUCACAACAAAUAUCAUCAUUCAACUAUCAACAUCAUCAUGUUAUUCUUAUAUUAGAUAAGAGUAUACAACAUCUACCAUGGGAGAGUUUAAAUAUAUUACGUAAUGAAUGUGUUAGUCGAGUACCGUCACUAUAUACUUUAUCAACAUUAUUGACUUAUAUUAAUACUAAUAAACAUAAUAUAUUUACUACUGGUAUAGAUAUCAAUAAAACAUAUUAUAUUAUUAAUCCUGAUGAUAACCUCGCAUCUACUCAACAAUUCUUUGAGUCAUCUUAUGUCCAAAAAGAAGGUUGGAAGGGAGUUAUUGGUAAAAGACCAAUGUCUAGUCAGUAUAUAGAGGCUCUUACUCAAAAUGAUCUCUUUAUUUAUUGUGGUCAUGGAGAUGGUGUAAAGUAUUUUCAAGCUGAUGAAAUACAGAAAUUAAAUUGUCAAGCUGCAGUGUUAUUAAUGGGUUGUAGUAGUGGAUUAUUAAAACCUAAAGGACAACUUGAUGCUUGUGGUACUGUACUGAACUAUUUCUUAGCUGGAUGUCCGUGUGUUGUUGGUAAUUUAUGGAAUGUAACAGAUAAAGAGAUAGAUAGAUUUUGUAAAUGUUUAUUAGAUACAUGGUUAGAAUCUGAACCAGGAACCAGUAUAUUACAGGUUGUAUGUAAAGCAAGACAAGCCUGUCGUUUAUUAUAUUUAACUGGUUCAGCACCUAUAGUCUAUGGUUUACCAGUUUUUAUAAGAAAAUAACAAGACAUAUAAAUUAUCAAAUUGUUGUUAUAAUGUUUACUGAUGUGUAUUUCUAUUUCAUUGUCUACUUGCUCCUUUAGAUCUUAUAUUCAGACAUAUUGACAGAAAUGUUAAAUUCACUAUAUUCAUAUUUGGGAUCAUAUUACUUGUUCCUGAUUUUUGAAAUUGUGGAUAAUAUGGGUGAAUUUGAUUGAAGAGUUCUGAUCAGGUUCUGUCUGUUCCAAUUCUAGCCUCAAAUCCAACAGUAUGGAAGCAGAUGUCACAUACAUUCAAAAUUUUCCCAUCUAAUUCUGUCUACACAAAUGCUAUUUUUUUUUAAAUAUUCUGAACCCUGUUCCAAUUUGUUUGUUUUUUUUUUUUUGAAUAACUGGUUGAUUCCAUGAAUCCCGAAUGUGCAGAACUCCCCAAUCAAGCAACCCUCAUUAUUUUUAUUAUUUUGGAUAUUAUUGUAUUUGUGUACAUUGUAUUUAUAACUAUUGUGCAUGUAUUGAAAGUUAAUAAAUAUGAAAUAAAUCUUG